Mirounga angustirostris (Northern elephant seal) is the source of this 6946-nucleotide messenger RNA. It is a transcript of the gene PRR5L, whose product is annotated as proline rich 5 like. Bases 3481 to 4590 code for a protein of 369 amino acids. The transcript has 8 exons. Lineage: Eukaryota; Metazoa; Chordata; Mammalia; Carnivora; Phocidae. Gene Ontology annotation, biological process: TORC2 signaling. Gene Ontology annotation, cellular component: TORC2 complex. The record is from RefSeq and is a predicted model, not a curated record.
GCAGACGCUUAACGACUGAGCCACCCAGGUGCCCCUCUCCUUCUUUUGACCGUGGCCCAUGGGAAAAUAUGGUCAGCAUUUACCUGUGCCACUGCCCAAAGAACCCAUCAUGCGUGUUUGUACAAUUUAUUUUGCAUAUAAUGAUAUGCUACCUAAAAGCACGUAUUUACCUCUCUGGGCUUUCAUUCUCUUUCCUUCUCCUCAAUUUUGGGGUACAAAUAUAUGCGCUUUCUAAUGCAUUCAUCAGCGUCCUGGUUUCGCCUUAGCAGGUUGCCGCAUGCCAACAGCACCCCCAGUUUCUCACUCCUCCUUCCCUGUUACAGGACUUUCUCUGGCUUGGCUGGUUCUUUCUGACCCGGGCUGAGUUCUGUGUUUUGUUGAAGGCAUCUGUGACAACAGUUAGGUUUUUAGGUUUUUAGCAAAUACUUGGAUUAAGGGACCACUUUGGGCUCCCUCGUUCAGGAACUAGAGUAUAUGUCAGCUUGAGCUGAGCCUGGGAGAAUACCUGAAAGGAGCGUUUGUUUUUGUCUUCCUCCCAAGGACUGGGGGCAGGAAUCCAGCCCAGGCUGUGAUGUGUGUGUGUGUGUGUAUUAUUCUGAACUGAGCUGCGUCAGACCCUGUUACAACCUGCUUGUGACCUCAGCUGCAUAAAUCCUCAGUGGAAACCCAUUAAUGCUUGCUGUCUCAUUCCACAUACUCCUUUGGAACUAGUUCACUGUCGUUCUCCAGAUGUCUUUGGGGGACAUCACGUCAACUGGCGUCAUCAUUUCGGGGAAUUCUGCUGCAGCGUGCCAGCUGCUGGGUCCCCCACUGUGGAGCUGUGUGACUCCUUUCACUGUAAAGUAUCUGGAGGCAAAAUUGGGGGGCAAACAAAGUAAUCCUUUGCAGUGUUCUGAGAAAAGUUUUAAAAAAUUCUUGACCAACAGGACAAUUGAUUACUUUCAAGACACCCCGAAAGGUGUCGGUAUCAACUUUGCAGAGAGGGGAGCUGUUGAAAGAGUCCCUGCGUUGGUCCUCACGGGCAUCUUAGAGACAACACGGGUCAAAGAAUUGAGAUCUGGAAUCUGAUCUCAACUCUGCCGUGGGCGAGCUGUAUGACCGUGGGCAAGUUGCUCCGUUGCUCUGGGCCUCAGUUUUCCUAACUACAAAAUAAUGGGAUUGGUCCACCGCUGUUUAAAAUAUAAAAAUUAGGAGACUUGAUAUCUAAACUUCAGGUUCCCAGCUUUAAAAAAAAAAAAAAAAACAAUAACAAAAAGACUGGAUUCUCUAACACCGUGGUGUUCCCUGCCUCGGCCCCGAUGAGAAUUGAGUUUGCCAUUCCGGCUUCAGGCCUUCUUGUCUUUCUCUUUAAUCAUGAUCAAAUUCUUCUCUCUCUUCUUGUUUCUUUGCUACUGGUAGGACUACAUUUGGCUCAUCUUUGUGUUCAGGUUAGUAGGUGCUCCCGAAAUAUUUGUUGAAAUGUGAUUUUUUUUUAUCCUUUCCUUGUCCAUCACAAAUGAAAAAAGGAUACUCAAGCUUCUGAAAGGCUUACCUAUGAAAGCUUGUUUCCUUCCCCGCAUUUCCUUUCUAGGCUCCAGCGUCCAUGUUCUUUAGAGUAACUGGCAAGAAAAUGGAGAACCUAUAUUUUUCACGUGGUCUCUUAAUAGCUUUGCCUUUUUUUUUUUUUUUUAAGAUUUUUAAUUUAUUUGUCAGAGAGAAAGAGCACAAGCAGGGGGAGCAGCAGAAGCAGAGGGAGAAGCAGGCUCCCCGCUGAGCAAGGGACUCGAUCCCAGGGUCCUGGGAUCAUGAUCUGAGCUUAACUGACUGAGCCACCCAGGUGUUCCUUAAUAGCUUUGCCUUAUAACUAGAGGUGAUUUACCCUUCCGCCUCAGUCUUGUCUCCACUGCGCAUCUUCAAUUAUAGUUGUCAACGUGCAUUUAUAACAUGACUUCUGAAUGUUUCUGGCAAGACCCUGAGCCCCAUGGAAGCAGGGAAUUUAUUCUUCCUUACCCUCUAUGCUUCCUCUUCUCAGAUCCUGGCACAUACUGGACCUCUUAACGUUUGGUUGUUGAAUGAACUUGAAGUAACCCCAUGACCUCUGUGAAGUGAUGAGAUCCCAGGAGCCUCUUUAGUUUUCUGAGUCUUUAUUCAGUGCUCCCUAUACUUGGCUACAGUAGGACACGGAGAAGUUUCCUUUCCCUUGAUUCCAUUUUCUCAUGAAAAAGCAUGUCACCCUGUUCUUGCAGUGGGAGGGUGAAGCUCAUUUUUAACAAAUAGCACAAGUUAAUCUGGAGCACAUUUCCCCACCCUGAAAAUUCUUAUUGUCUGCCAGACAGUAGCUUUGGCCCGCUGUGUCACCCACCAGGGUUUUAGAUGGUACAUGUCAGAAGUGUAAUUGCUCACGUAAUGGUCAGCCUCAGCGACCGCUUCUGUCUAGACGUUCCAGUUUAUCAUCUCGUAGGCCCGUCAGAAUCACUCUGGAUGGCAUUUAUGGGCCGCACCUUCACAAUUUGCACUCCAAGCAACUCGAUCCUUCAAGUGGGGCUCACAGAUGAGUAAAUAAGAUGUGUGGUUAUUCCCCACAGUUUUGCUUGACUUGUACCAAAGGAGGGGAUUUUUUUCUGGUGAUUAUACAGUAGUUGGCGGGCCAGGGUGAGGGCGAUAGUCUGAUGAAAUAAUUACUGCUAGCUGGAUCCGAAUCGUCAGUGCUUUGAGUCCUCUGGGCAUUGAGAAAGCCUGGCUAAGCAGAGAUAAGCACUUGAGCUUGCAUCCUGUUUGCGCUAAUAUUUACUGUUGCCUAAAUUCACAUUCUCGAGACUCUUCUGUCUGCAUCGGUUUCCAGUGGAGCAAUGAGAAAGUUCUCUCAUUCUUCCCGUGGAGCCUUUUCCAUAGUCCGAACUUGACCCUUCACAUUUUCUUGUUUGUGGCAGUGUCUAUCCCUCGGCUGGCUUUUGUCUCCUAAGAGUUGCGAAGUUUGGUCCUUAAUCAAAACAAAGGCGUGGCUCUGCAGCAGGCAUCUCUCCUGGGCCCCAUCUGUAGGCUCCACACACCCGCACACAGACCCAGGAUUCCUGGUCCACACGGCCACGGUCCACGUUUCCGUGGACAGUCAUACUUAGGUGGACGGAUCCCAGUUCAGUCAUCCGGGGAGAACUUUUCUGGUCCCUCAAUAACGGGAAGGUUGCUCUGCCGGUGGCCUGGAAGUCCAUGAGUCAUUCCAUCAUUCAGAGAUGUUUACCUCGUACGUGCCCAGUGCCGUGCUCACAGCAGGACACGGCAGGGGAUGAGACAGGUCAGGUCUCAGACUUUGAGGAACUUAACAUGCCAUCGGGGCUCGUCAGUGAACAAGUAAACAAACGCGAUGACCUCACAAGCUGAUGUUGGCUAAAUUUGUGGUUUUAAGAAAGCCUGACGGCCGGAGGGCAGCUCUGGGAGAAGCCCUUCCCAGGGGCACUUGGAACCUUCUGGUUCAGAGGAGAAGGCGUCCCCUCACUUGGACUUAUGACCCGUGGCUUCGCUCCCAUUCUACCCACUGAGUUCCACAAGAUGGGCUCCUUCCGCAGGCCCAGGCCACGCUUCAUGAGCUCCCCAGUGCUCAGCGAUCUGCCCCGAUUCCAAGCAGCCCGGCAGGCUCUGCAGCUGAGCUCCAACUCGGCCUGGAACAGUGUCCAGACUGCCGUGAUCAAUGUCUUCAAAGGGGGCGGCUUGCAAAGCAAUGAGCUCUAUGCACUGAACGAAAACAUCAGGAGGCUGCUGAAGAGUGAGCUUGGAUCCUUCAUUACAGACUAUUUCCAGAACCAGCUUCUUGCAAAAGGCCUGUUGUUUGUGGAGGAGAAGAUUAAGCUGUGUGAAGGCAAGUACAAGGCGGGCUCGUACAGCGGGCUCUGUGACUCAGCCUCUGAUGUUUGGACAGCUGACGUGCUUCUGUCCAAAAGUGGCGGACUCCAAGGCCAGGAGCUGACCAUCCGCCAGAUCUCCCUGCUGGGCUUCCGCGACCUGGUCCUGCUGAAGGUGAAGCUGGGUGAUUUGCUGCUGCUGGCCCAGUCCCAGCCACCCUCAUCCAUUGUCCAGAUGUUGCUCAUCCUGCAGAGUGUUCACGAGCCCACAGGCCCCAGUGAGGGUUAUUUGCAGCUGGAGGAACUGGUGAAGCAAGUGGUGUCUCCUUUCCUGGGCAUCAGUGAGGACCGCGGCGUCUCGGGUCCCACGUCCAUGUCAGCCAGACGCCACUCCAGGGGCCGGCCCAAGGUCGCGGGCCUGAGCUACGCCUGCCCGACCCCCGCCCUCAGCCGGCCCCUGAAUGAGACGGCUCUGACCCCCCUGGCGGAGCAGGAGGGGGAGGCCUACCUGGAGAAGUGCGGCGGCGUCCGGCGGCACACGGUGGCCAACGCCCACUCGGACAUCCAGCUGCUGGCGAUGGCCACCAUGAUGCACUCGGGCCUGGGUGAGGAGCCUGGCGGGGAGGACGAGGGCCUGCUCCUGCCGCCCAGCUUCUCGCCACCGCACCGGCAAUGCUCCAGCGAGCCCAACAUCACCGACAGCCCCGAUGCCCUGCAGCAGGGGGCCGCGGGCAGCCAGGGGGACUCCGAGCUGAACUGUGCUUCCCUCAGCUGAAUGCCCACCCCCAGGACCUCCCAGCGUGAGCAGGCUCCAUGCCCCGGGGCAGGGGCGGGCCGGGCAGAGCUCCCCAAGGGCUCCUCCUGGAGGCCUAGUCCAAGUGUCCUGGUUGUGAACCUCUCCGUUUUCGUGACUGUGACCCCCCUCUUGGCAGCCACACAGACCCGACUGCCUGAUGCUCACUUUCUGCUUGCCUGACUCCGGAUCCUCCUCUGCGGGCCCUGCCCCCAGAUCAGUGCUGUCGACGCUCCCGACCAUAUCGCCCAGGGCCGCUGGCUUGAGGAUAGCGGGAGGUUGGCUGAGCCACACACAAAGCCCACAGGGAUGCACUGGCCUCCGGAGAUCCCCUGUAGGUUCUUGUGAUGCGGGGCUGCCAGGAGAAAAGAGGUGGUAGAGCGGUACCUCUCCUCCCCUGUUCUGGGUGGAGCGAAAGCAGGCAGCGGCCCCUGCCAAGCACGACGCUGGGAGCGUGCCUUCCUGUUUUACUUUCAGAAUUCCUGGAAAAGAGUUGUCCCUCUGGUGGGUGAGGGUCAUUCUGCUCGGUAUCCAGAUCCUACAUGCCGCCUUUGACUUUUGGCCCCGGGGGGCCACCCGGCUGGAGAAAAGUCCUCUUUGAUGAAGCCUCGGCACUCUUCUCUCUGGCCUCCUUCCAAGCUCAAGGAACUAACCUCCCUGGUGGAGUAGCUGGUGCCUUUGUUCAGCUCUCAUUUCAGAAACUGACCAUUUUCCUGUUAUGGGUGCGGGGCCAGUGGAUGCCAACCAAGUAGUCUGUUCCUGGAUUUGACUUGAAUUUUUUUAAUGUGCAUCGUUUCAAAAAAAAAAAAUUGUUUGCAAAUAUUUGCACGUAGGUUCUUGCAUUGCUCAUUUCCAAGGGCGUGUGUCUUCAAACUAGAAAAUAAACAACCCCCCCCCCCCCCCACUUAGGAAAAGAGCCUGGAAGUGGUUCAGGGUGCAGGUGAUCCGUGGUGGGCAGGGCUCAUCAGCUGCAGAGUGCUGGAAGCAGCUGGAUUUAAAUCCAAAAUGGCCUGUGUUUGUGAGCAUCACGGUCCAUAGCACUGAGUUAGGGAGGCUCCGUUUGCCUCAAGAGCAGAGGGUCAUAGCAAAUGCAAUGUCUCAGUGCUUUAAAGUAGGGGAAGAUGGGGGGAGAUGUGGGCAGGACCUUUUGGAGAGAGGUUCGUUCCCUGUGAUUAAAGAAGUGCCUGGAAUUUCUAACAUCUGAGCUCUCAAAAUGCUGUUUGGGGCAGCAGGCUUUGGUACUGUGCUGAAUCCUUAACACUGCUCCCUCUGGGUCUGGGCUUUUUAUCCACCUAGAAGCCCUCUUCUCUUUGUAUUUGCCUGUUGGCCCCACCAAUAACAGCUCCAGAAAAAAGAGAAGGCUUUCCCGAGUCCUUCUGGUACCUUCUAGGUGUCCUGUUAGUCUUUGGAAACUGUUAAUGAGACAUGAGCCAGCUUGGCUUCCAAUAUGGCAGGAGGUGGCUGGGAGAGGACGAGGACAGUGUGAGCUGCCAGCAGGGAAGGCGGCCUUCUAAGCAUAUCUAAGCCUUGACAGCACAUCCCUUCUGGGUGAAGAGCUGGAAUAUGACCAGAGUCAUGCUUUGGAUGGCUUGUACUUUUGGAAAGUUAGUUUAAAACGUUGUCUCAUUUUUAUUCUUCUAAGAGAACGUGGAAAGAAAUGUCCAAAGGAGACCUUCUGAGAAUUUCAAACAAAAAAUAAGGUCUGCGUAUGUGUUGGAUGAAGUCCACAAAUUGACUAACGUGCAUUAGCAAUAGAACAUCAGUAAGUAACAACAGGAUGAUUUAUUUGACUGCUGGUGUCUGUGCUUACUGGCACUCGGGACUAGUAUUUAUCGAUCCAGGCGAAGUCAUUAAUCAUGCUUGGGUAUGCUUCUUUAGUUUCCAACGUUAAUGAUACACACGCUUGUAAAUGCCUUGUUCUUAUACUAAAUGCCCCUGAUGGGGCCAGCAACCAUCGGUUAAACACGUGAGCGCUCAGGCUGAGAACGGGAGUGUCAGUGUAGACCCAGUGUACUUAAUUGCUGACUGUGAGCCAGUUUACAACUUCACCUUUGAUGUCUGUGCCUGAUCCUGUGCCGUGGAUAUUUCAGACUGUACAGAAACACUUUUGUUGAUGUUGACGGGCAUUUUAGCCAUCAGACCUGUCGCGAGAGCGACAGCGGUGGUGCUGGCAAGCACUUUUUCGCCCCUUUAUGAGACGAAGCUAGGAUCUUCUGGUGGCUGCGCUUUAAUGACAGGAAGCUAUCCCGACUCCAAGCUCUGGGUGAGCUCACAGACCAAAAACCUUUCAUGUUGUCUGUUUCCAAAAUAGAUUCAAUAAACAUCAUUUUGUACACGU